Messenger RNA from Saccostrea cuccullata (small rock oyster), 3028 nucleotides. Its product is annotated as melanocortin receptor 5-like. Gene Ontology annotation, biological process: G protein-coupled receptor signaling pathway. The record is from RefSeq and is a predicted model, not a curated record. The transcript is spliced from 2 exons. Lineage: Eukaryota; Metazoa; Mollusca; Bivalvia; Ostreida; Ostreidae. Bases 90 to 1082 code for a protein of 330 amino acids. Gene Ontology annotation, molecular function: G protein-coupled receptor activity. Gene Ontology annotation, cellular component: membrane.
UUUCCGUUUUGUCACUUGUGUGGCUAGAGCAGAUGGUAGUUGUAUAAGGACAAUAUUCCGGUGAUUGAAUUCUGUAUGUAUUUAGAGGGAUGAAAAUCCUCAGGAGAACGGGACAAUAUCCGUUAAACAGUUCCAUUACAACAGCAGCAUCAACAGUGCAAGAUCGUUUGACUGAAGAGGAGACCCAGUUUAUUAUCCCUGUCCACUUAGAAGCAGAAGAUACGUUAUGGCUGGUAAUAAUCAGUCUCAUUACAGCGUUUGGAAUUCUUGCCAACCUGACAACAAUUGGAAUUAUUAUCCGUUUAACACAGUUUCACAAACCUACUUACGUGGUGAUAGGAGCUUUGGCUAUUGCGGAUUUUGCGUCUCUGAUCCAAUAUCUAUGUCAUCUGGUUUUUGCAGCGAUCAACAGAUAUCGUGUAGAUAAUUAUGGAUAUAUUUUUAUGACAAUCAUCUACAUAACAGCGCAUGCGUCAGCAUCACACGUAGUGCUAUUGCUUGGAUUGAGGUAUUAUUUGAUAGCUGUGCCUCUUCGAUCAAGGACGAUUAGAAAACGACAUGUACUGACGUCAUCAAUUUUAAUGUGGAUUUUUAGCGUGAUGUUUGGAGUUAUUUAUUAUUUUGCGAGAUUUCACGUUGCAAGAAGCAAGAUAGCCAUUGUAGUAUUGGUAUUCAAAGGUUAUCUUCUUUUUGUUCCUUGUAUCUUUAUGCUAGUUUUUCACGUGACAAAAAUUUACAAAUUAAGGACGUCUAUCAGUAGACGCAGAAUGAGUCAGUACGUUCGAAAGAUGUCCACCAUGAUUUUGAUAAUCAUGAUCAUUUACAUAUUUUCUGCUGCAAUAUUCCCCAUUACAUUUUCUCUAAACUUUUUCAGAGUGCUCAGUGAACGUGAAAGCAAGGCCAUUCAAAUUUUUGCUCGAGUCGUUUGGCUUUUUAACCUUUCAGUCAAUCCCAUCAUUUAUUUCAUUUACAGUCCAAAGGUUAGACGAAAUGUAUCUUUACUUUGGCAUGCGCAAUCGGAUGUAACUUUGCGUAGAUCAAGCCGACAAUCAACCUGCUUUUUACAAAGUAGUACAUUUUAGCAUCAAGGUGAUACUGAAAUGGUGAUUUCGAGAAAAUUGUGUUUGACAUUUUCAAGUGCCAGCCCCUUUUAGACCCUUUUAAAUGAUUUACUUCUUUUUGAAAAUUGAACUAUUUGGAAAAGAAUAAUUUGGGAAAAAACAGACAAAUUUGCUACAUUCGAAAACUUCUGUGUAAUCAAUUCUAUUGAAAAUGAUUGAAAAUGACAUACACUAUCUAUGUAUGUAUAAAGAGAAACAUUUCAUAACUUACAUAACAUAGAGUUACAUUUUCUAUGAGAUUAAUUGAAGAAACGAUAGAAAAAAAGAGGUAUUCAGAUCUGCGAUUUUCCGACUUUCAUUCUCCUCUAGAUUUGGUGAAGUUUUUAUAAUAUGAGCAUUGAAUAUAGCUGUUUUAUGUUUGCAAUCAUGAGAGCAAAAACUUGAGAGUUGACCGUUGACACAGAGAUUUUUCACAAAAUUAAGUAUCAUGAAAAUAAAAGCAAGUUAUUUUUGCCAUUGAUGUUUCUCACGGAGAACUAUAUGUUCAUUUUAUCAAUAAAAUGUCCCUUUCUGUAUUAAAUUGAUUGUGCUAGCCAAAUUGAUGAACUGUGUGGACUAUAGGCCUUUUGUUGGUAUAUAAAAGUUAAGUCCAUCAUUAAAAAUAUUUAUGUUUGAUGUAGUCAACCCACAUUUUUCAAAUAGGGUAAGUAGGUAGGUGGUUUUUAAUUUUUUUUUUGCUUUACAGUAUUGAUCAAAUUGAUAAUUGCCAUUAAAAAAAACCACAGACUCAGAAAUUAUUUGAUAUUUUCAAUUCACAGUGGAUAACUAGACCUAUUUAUUAUUUAUUUCAAUUAUAAAGCAUCCUAGAGAAAUUAAAAACCUUUGCUUCAAAAUGAAACAAUCUCUUAUUGAAACUAAAUUUACAAAAAAAUCAAAGUGUUGAAAGUAUACUUGGGUAGGAGAGAUUUUGAUAGAUCUGUCGGAGUAAAUGAAACAAAUAAUUUUUCUUGUUGUUCUGGGGAAUAGAUGGGAUUAUAUCUUCACAGUGGGUAAAACUUUUGUUUUUUAUGCAACAUAUUUUUAAUUUUUUUUCUACAAGUACUACGUUGACUAGUUUUAAUGAGAUUGAUAAAACAUCAAUGACAUAUAAAUGAUUUAAAUCCGUUUGAAAUGACCGUCUUUCUCGUUACAGAAAAGUACUUAAUGAUAAUUUUCAUAAUGUUUGAUUUUUUUUUUUACAUCUUGUGAGUACAAUAAAAGUUUUUUUUUAUGAUUUACCCGUUAUAUACCUUCACUUUAUAAAUGUGUAAAAACCAUAGGCCUGAAACUGUGCAUUCUGUGAGAAGAAGAAUUGUUGGGGGUCGAAUCCCAUGACAAGAAAUGGUCCCUUUAAGAAUCCGAAAGGUUAGGAUACGGAUAGAUUUCGCAAAAUUUUAAUGAAUACAUUAUAUGAGUAAACAAUGUGUUAGAUAUUUAGAAGGCCUAUUGUUGCAAAAUAUUUGCUUGAGUAAUUUUUUUGUAUAUUUUCAUGAAAGCUUCAAUUGUAGUCUUACAACCAACUCCGGUUUGAUUCAUGUGCUGUAUAUUUAGCUUUAUCCCGUUAAGUGCCUCUUAUUUUGAUGUAAAAGAUCAAAGGAAAUACUUACACUUUGAUAUUGCACUGAUUAAAUAAAAAAUAAAAAAGGUAUUUUCAGUGUUUCAUUCGUAUUCAAUUAUUUUUACUGAAUUAUAUGAAACUACAAAUCUGGGUUGAUUUGAAUUUUAACCCUUAUCCAACAUCACCAUCGUGGUUGAUAUCUCGCAUAGACGCUCGAAAUAACACAGAUAUAAAAGGGUCUGGUGAAUGGAAAACACAUUUUGACAAUCAAACUUACAAAUUGAAACAAUGAAACAGUAUUCAAUCUCUUUUUUUCAGCGAUGUGUUGUGUUUUGUAUAUGAAUUGGAAAAAAUGAAAAUGCAAGUUACG